Messenger RNA from Caretta caretta (loggerhead turtle), 2269 nucleotides. Lineage: Eukaryota; Metazoa; Chordata; Testudines; Cheloniidae. The record is from RefSeq and is a predicted model, not a curated record.
AUGACCGGAGCCGAUCUAGCGCUGCAGGGCCACAGGGCUGGCGGCGGGCCCAGAGCGGCCCUGCGGGGACACGGGGCUCAGCGGCUCGGGGAUCUCCCGGGCGCGGGGCGGCUGAGGGGUCCUGCGGGGACACAGGGCUCAGCGGCUUGGGGAUCUGCGGGGCGGGGGGCCCAGGGGCCCGGCGGGGACACGGGGCUCAGCGGCCAGGGGAUCUCGCGGGCACGGGGCGGCGGCCCAGGGGCCUGGCGGGGACACGGGGCUCAGCGGCUCGGGGAUCUGCGGGGCGGGGGGCCCAGGGGCCCGGCGGGGACACGGGGCUCAGCGGCUCGGGGAUCUGCGGGGCGGGGGGCCCAGGGGCCCGGCGGGGACACGGGGCUCAGCGGCUCGGGGAUCUGCGGGGCGGGGGCCCAGAGGCCCGGCGGGGACACGGGGCUCAGCGGCUCGGGGAUCUGCGGGGCGGGGGCCCAGGGGCCCGGCGGGGACACGGGGCUCAGCGGCUCUGGGGGCCCAGGGGCCCGGCAGGGACAUGGGGCUCAGCGGCUCGGGGAUCUGCGGGGCGAGGGCCCAGGGGCCCGGCGGGGACACGGGGACCUGCGGGGCGGGGGGCCCAGGGGCCCGGCGGGGACACGGGGCUCGGAGAUCUGCGGGGCGGGGGGCCCAGGCAGGGACACGGGGAUCUGCGGGGCAGGGGCCCAGGGGCCCGGCGGGGACAGGGGAUCUGCGGGGCGGGGGCCCAGGGGCCCGGCGGGGACAGGGGGCUCGGGGAUCUGCGGGGCGGGGGGCCCAGGGGCCCGGCGGGGACACGGGGAUCUGCGGGGCGGGGGCCCAGGGCCCGGCGGGGACACGGGGAUCUGCGGGGCGGGGGCCCAGGGGCCCGGCGGGGACACGGGGAUCUGCGGGGCGGGGGGCCCAGGGGAUCUGCGGGGCGGGGGGCCCAGGGGCCCGGCGGGUCACGGGGCUCGGGGAUCUGCGGGGCGGGGGGCCCAGGGCCCGGCGGGGACACGGGGCUCGGGGAUCUGCGGGGCGGGGGGCCCAGGGGAUCUGCGGGGGCGGGGGCCCAGGGGCCCGGCGGGGACACGGGGCUCGGGGAUCUGCGGGGCGGGGGGCCCAGGGGCCCGGCGGGGACACGGGGCUCGGGGAUCUGCGGGGCGGGGGGCCCAGGGGCCCGGCGGGGACACGGGGCUCGGGGAUCUGCGGGGCGGGGGCCCAGGGCCCGGCGGGGACACGGGGCUCAGCGGCUCGGGGAUCUGCGGGGCGGGGGGCCCAGGGCCCGGCGGGGACACGGGGCUCGGGGAUCUGCGGGGCGGGGGGCCCAGGGGCCCGGCGGGGACAGGGGAUCUGCGGGGCGGGGGCCCAGGGCCCGGCGGGGACACGGGGCUCGGGGAUCUGCGGGGCGGGGGCCCAGGGCCCGGCGGGGACACGGGGCUCGGGGAUCUGCGGGGCGGGGGGCCCAGGGGCCCGGCGGGGACACGGGGCUCGGGGAUCUGCGGGGCGGGGGGCCCAGGGGCCCGGCGGGGACACGGGGCUCGGGGAUCUGCGGGGCGGGGGCCCAGGAGCCCGGCGGGGACACGGGGCUCGGGGAUCUGCGGGGCGGGGGCCCAGGGGCCCGGCGGGGACACGGGGCUCAGCGGCUCGGGGAUCUGCGGGGCGGGGGGCCCAGGGGCCCGGCGGGGACACGGGGCUCGGGGAUCUGCGGGGCGGGGGGCCCAGGGGCCCGGCGGGGACAGGGGAUCUGCGGGGCGGGGGCCCAGGGGCCCGGCGGGGACACGGGGCUCGGGGAUCUGCGGGGCGGGGGCCCAGGGGCCCGGCGGGGACACGGGGCUCGGGGAUCUGCGGGGCGGGGGGCCCAGGGGCCCGGCGGGGACACGGGGCCCGGGGGAUCUGCGGGGCGGGGGGCCCAGGGGCCCGGCGGGGACACGGGGCUCGGGGAUCUGCGGGGCGGGGGGCCCAGGGGCCCGGCGGGUAUUUACAGCCCGGGGCGCCCCAGCGGCCCUUCUGGCCGCGCAUCUCUAUGGCCACUGCCCCUCCGAGCGGCCCCUGCACCGGCCGCGCCAGCCCCCAGGCCCGCCCCCGCCCCCAGGCCCGGCCCCGCGGCCCCCAGCCUGGGCUGGUCCCGGGCCCCGCGGGGCCCCUCGAGCCCCCGACCCAAGGGCGCUCUAGCCGCCGACCCCUUCCUCUCUAUGGCCCUGGGGCCCCGUCCUCCCAGCUCCCGAGCCCCAGGCCCACGCGGCCCCUCUAGCCCCCUCCCCCAUCUCUAUGCCCCGGCGGG